Molecule: messenger RNA, 942 nt
Organism: Phaeoacremonium minimum UCRPA7
Lineage: Eukaryota; Fungi; Ascomycota; Sordariomycetes; Togniniales; Togniniaceae
Product: putative aldehyde reductase 1 protein
Exons: 3
Coding region: 1-942 (313 amino acids)
Cellular component (GO): cytosol
Molecular function (GO): aldose reductase (NADPH) activity; oxidoreductase activity, acting on NAD(P)H as acceptor
Source: RefSeq, a predicted model, not a curated record
AUGAACUCCAUCACCUCGGCGUUCAAGCCCGAUGCUGCGGGCAAUGAUCCUAAGCAGCUAGAGUAUCUGCCUUAUCUAAAGCUAAAUGAUGGCCACGAGAUCCCCAUGCUUGGCUAUGGUUUGGGAACAGCAAACUCCAAGAAGGGAAGCGGUGGUCUCGAUAAGGACAUUGUGAAGGUGGCCGUUCAGGCGAUCAAGGCAGGAUACUUCCAUCUCGACGGAGCUGAGUCCUAUGGUAAUGAGCAAGAAAUUGCCGCUGCUAUUAAAGAAGCCAAGAUCCCUCGCGAGAAGCUCUUUGUGACCACCAAGGCCACAGCGAAGGUUGGCAAGUCGCUGGAGGAGAACUUCAGUGAUUCACUGAAGAAUCUCGGCCUCGACUAUGUCGACCUCUACCUGAUCCAUUCACCCUUCUUCGCAGACGAUAACCCGAAGGAGCUGCAGCAGAAGUGGGCGGAGGCAGAAGCCAUCAAGGAGUCAGGGCGAGCGAAGUCGAUUGGCGUGUCCAAUUUCCUCCAGAGCCAUCUCGAGACAAUCCUGAAGACUGCCAAGAUCCCGCCUGCCAUCAACCAAAUCGAGUUCCACCCCUAUCUUCAGCACGGUGAUCUUCUCGACUUCCACAGGGAGAAGAAGAUCGCCGUCUCUGCUUAUGCUGGACUUACAGCCGUCACAAAGGCUGCCCCUGGACCUCUUGACUCGUACUACUCGGCCUUGGCUAAGAAGUACGGCGUGACGGAAGGGGAGGUUGCCUUGCGCUGGAUUCUCGAUCAGGGCGUUGUUGUAAUUACAACAAGCUCUAGCGAGCAGAGACUUAAGAGUUUCUUGUCGAAAAUCCCGAGCUUCAAGCUCACGCCGAAGGAGGUCCAGGACAUAAUCGACCUCGGAAAACAGAAGAAUUACCGUGGAUUCUGGAACAACAAGUUUGGCGCCGAUGACUGGCGGUAG